UGUAGCUGGAAGAUUUGUGCUUUAGGCGUUAGAUCCUAGGUAACAGAUAUUACAUAUAAGACAUGUCCAAUCCGGCUCACGACCCUUUUUAUGCUUCUCCGUUCGGGCCCUUCUACCGGAGACACGCGCCGUACGCAAUGCAGCCCGAGUACCGGAUCUAUGAGCUGAACAAACGGCUGCAGUCCCGCACAGAGGAGAGUGACAAUCUGUGGUGGGAUGCUUUCGCUACUGAGUUCUUUGAAGAGGAUGCUACGUUGACCCUCUCCUUCUGCCUUGAGGAUGGACCAAAGAGAUACACAAUCGGACGGACACUAAUCCCUCGUUACUUCAGCACAGUGUUUGAGGGGGGAGUGACAGAUCUGUACUACAUCCUCAAACACUCCAAAGAGUCCUUCCACAACUCCUGCAUCUCUGUGGAUUGUGAUCAGUGCACCAUGGUCACACAACAUGGCAAACCCAUGUUCACAAAGGUGUGUACAGAGGGACAUCUGAUCCUGGAGUUUGCCUUCGAUGACUUGAUGAGGAUUAAGACGUGGCAUUUCACCAUCAGACAGUACCGUGAGCUAAUACCACGCAGUGUCCUCGCCAUGCACGCUCAAGACCCUCAGGUUCUGGAACAGCUCUCCAAAAACAUCACUCGAAUGGGUCUGACCAACUUUACGCUCAACUACCUCAGGCUGUGUGUAAUUCUGGAGCCAAUGCAGGAACUCAUGUCCCGACACAAGACAUAUAGCCUCAGUCCCAGAGACUGUCUGAAGACCUGUCUGUUUCAGAAAUGGCAGCGAAUGGUGGCACCUCCAGCGGGACAUCCACAGAACUUCAAAACCGAAAUCUUUCCAUCAAAUCAUAAAAAAGCAUGUUACAUACUGUUUCAACUUUUUUAUGAACUGGGGUAUGUGUGUGCAGAGCCCACCCGACAGACCACCACAAAAAGAAGAAAGAGAAAGAACUCAGCCAGCAGUGCAUCCAACAGCAGCCUCGGUAACAGCACAGGCAGCAAGAAACGCAGUCCGGCUAACAGCUUCAGCCUGAGCAGCCAGGUACCUGACGUGAUGGUAGUGGGCGAGCCUACUCUGAUGGGUGGCGAGUUCGGUGAUGAGGAUGAGCGGUUGAUCACACGGCUGGAGAACACGCAGUACGAUGCAACCAACGGCCUAGAUGAUGACGAUGACUUUACCAGCUCGCCGGCGCUCACCAAUAACAGCCCGUGGGCUAAAGCGGCACCACCAGUCCCGGACACCAAAACUGAGAGUGCAGCCUCGCAAGCCUCGCAGUGAAGAGACGGACAGUUGAUGGAGUAACUGGACUUUCUAACACUCUGUCUCGUUCUGACCUCAUUUUGAUCAGAUCUCA
This is a messenger RNA of Trichomycterus rosablanca, 1353 nucleotides long. RefSeq names its product LIM domain binding 2a (gene ldb2a). The record is from RefSeq and is a predicted model, not a curated record. NCBI's taxonomy places the organism in Eukaryota, Metazoa, Chordata, Actinopteri, Siluriformes, Trichomycteridae. Gene Ontology annotation, biological process: negative regulation of transcription by RNA polymerase II; nervous system development; positive regulation of transcription by RNA polymerase II. Gene Ontology annotation, molecular function: LIM domain binding. Bases 63 to 1277 code for a protein of 404 amino acids. The transcript is spliced from 9 exons. Gene Ontology annotation, cellular component: nucleus; transcription regulator complex.